AAUCGAAUCCGCAGAUUGUUUCUGCGGAGGAAUGUGACAGGCACCUGUGAGGUGAGCCGACACCAGGGGAGAGAUGACCGGGCAGACCGAAGAUGAUAUACCUGAAACAGGAGCAAUCUUCACCUUUGGGAAGAGCAAGUUUGCUGAUAAUGUGCCCAGUAAAUUCUGGCUGAAGAAUGACCAUCCAGAAGAAAUCUCGUGUGGGGGUGAUCACACUGCUCUCGUAACAGGCCAUAGCAGGCUGUUCAUGUUUGGAAGUAAUACCUGCGGUCAGUUAGGACUGGGGUCAGAGAUCAACAUCAACAAGCCCACUGCUGUGAAAGUGUUGAAGACUGAAAAAGUGAAGUUUGCAGCAUGUGGAAGAGACCAUACAAUCGUGUGCACAUGGAGUGGGCAGGUUUAUGGUGCUGGCAGUAACCAGGAGGGGCAGCUUGGUUUGGGACACUGUGAUGACACAAACACCUUCCACCUGAUUCAUCCCUUCUCUGACCACGCACCAAUCAAAAUGCUCGCUGCUGGCUGCAACACCUCAGCUGCUCUGACAGAGGAAGGCAGGCUGUUCAUGUGGGGUGAUAACUCGGUUGGCCAGAUCGGUCUGGGGGCAGAGAGCUACGCCUCAGAGCCUAGAGAGGUGAUGGUGGGGCAGUCAGUGGCCUGGGUGUCCUGUGGAUACCACCACUCAGCAUUCGUCACAGUGGACGGGGACCUCUACACGUUUGGGGAGAGUCGGAACGGAAGGCUGGGUCUAUUCCGUGACCAGCUGGCCAAUCACAGAGUCCCUCAGCAGGUGGAAGGCAUCCAGGAUCCGGUCAUCCAAGUGUCCUGUGGAGGGGAGCACACAGUGGCACUCACAAAGGAGGAUGUGUACACGUUUGGGCGGGGUCAGCAUGGUCAGCUGGGCCACGGGACCUUCCUGUUCGAAGCACAUCUGCCCAAAGCACUGGUCCACUUCCGGAAUGGCAGAGUCAGUCACGUCACCUGUGGAGAGAACCACACUGCUGUGAUCACAGACAGUGGGAUUCUGUACACCUUUGGGGACGGUCGCCAUGGUAAACUAGGACUGGGGGAAGAGAACUUCACCAACCAGUUCAGACCAACACUGUGCCCACGCUUCCUCAAAUACAGUGUCCAGUCAGUGAAAGGUGGCAGCUCUCACAUGCUGGUGCUGGCUAUGCCCAGACCCCCAGAGGUUGAGGAAGUGGUGAUAGAGGAAGAUGAUGUCACAGAGACCAUUCUGGAGACUCUGGAAACCUACACUGAGCUGCUCAUGAUGGAUCCCUCCCUCCUGAUGUCCAACCCACCGACUGCACCUCCUCUCUGGACCCUGUCUGCUAGGGCCCGCCGCAGGGAGAGGGAGUGUUCUCCAGAGCAGUUUGGCCAGAUGUUCCAUAACCUUCCUCCUCUGAUGUCUGGCUUCUUCAACACCUCCCUUCCCGUGUCCAGGAACAUCCGCAUCUCCAGAACACCAUGUAAAGACCCCUCCACCUCCUCACUGUCUUCCAAUCCCUCCUCAAACAACGCCCCCAGUCCCUCUCUGUCACUCAAACCCAGAGGCAAACCCCCUUUAACACCAUCACGGUCUCCCCAAUUCACAUUCCCAGACCCUCCCAGCCCUUCACUCUCCUCAAAGUCCAGCCCUAAGAAGAAGAAGCCCACCCCGUCAAAAUCACCAAAAUCUACAUCUAAAGAACCCAGUAGCCUCUCACAGUCCUUCCUAUCCAUGCCUAAACUCAUCCCCGACCCCACACUGUCCCCUAAAACCCCUUUAAAAAGCCCACAGAUUACAACCAAUCCCCCAAAACGCUGUCUAAGGGGCACCCAAGCCCUUCUCGGAGUCCCACUUCACCACAGACAGAUAGGAACGAGGACACAGUGACAGAAGCCCCUGACAGCCUGAUGCUCAUUGAGAAUAUGGAGGAUGAAAAGGACACGUUGUCAAACCUGGCAUCACUAUCGAGAGGAGAUUCUGGCAAUGAGACUGGGACUACAUCUGCAGAGCAGAAGGAUAAG
Molecule: messenger RNA, 2010 nt
Organism: Oncorhynchus nerka (sockeye salmon)
Lineage: Eukaryota; Metazoa; Chordata; Actinopteri; Salmoniformes; Salmonidae
Product: X-linked retinitis pigmentosa GTPase regulator-like
Exons: 13
Coding region: 74-1876 (600 amino acids)
Source: RefSeq, a predicted model, not a curated record